Didymosphaeria variabile is the source of this 1680-nucleotide messenger RNA. RefSeq names its product Alpha subunit of the F1 sector of mitochondrial F1F0 ATP synthase (gene ATP1). The record is from RefSeq and is a predicted model, not a curated record. Gene Ontology annotation, molecular function: ADP binding; proton-transporting ATP synthase activity, rotational mechanism; ATP binding. The transcript has 7 exons. NCBI's taxonomy places the organism in Eukaryota, Fungi, Ascomycota, Dothideomycetes, Pleosporales, Didymosphaeriaceae. The coding region runs from base 1 to 1680 and encodes 559 amino acids. Gene Ontology annotation, biological process: proton motive force-driven ATP synthesis; proton transmembrane transport.
AUGUUCUCGCGAGCUCUCCGACAGUCGAGCCGCCUCGCGGCGGUGUCUGCCCGGGCACAGAUCUCCUCUGCCCGCGCAACGGCACCUCUCUACAACAGCGCUGUCCGCAGCUAUGCGUCCGACGCGAAGGCCUCGCCGACCGAGGUGUCCUCCAUCCUCGAGCAGAGGAUCCGUGGUGUCCAGGAGGAGGCCGGUCUCGCCGAGACUGGACGUGUUCUCUCCGUCGGUGACGGUAUUGCGCGUGUACACGGCAUGAACAACGUCCAGGCUGAGGAGCUCGUCGAGUUCGCCUCCGGUGUUAAGGGCAUGUGCAUGAACUUGGAAGCUGGCCAGGUCGGUGUUGUGCUUUUCGGUUCCGAUCGAUUGGUCAAGGAGGGUGAGACUGUCAAGCGUACGGGAGAGAUUGUCGAUGUCCCUGUCGGCGAGGGUCUUCUCGGUCGUGUUGUCGAUGCCCUCGGUAACCCCAUCGAUGGAAAGGGUCCCAUCAAGUCCUCCGAGAAGCGCCGUGCCCAGCUCAAGGCCCCCGGUAUCCUGCCCCGUCAAUCCGUCAACCAGCCCGUACAGACUGGUCUCAAGUCCGUCGAUGCUAUGGUGCCCAUUGGCCGUGGACAGCGUGAGCUUAUCAUUGGUGACCGUCAGACUGGAAAGACUGCCGUCGCUCUCGAUACCAUGCUGAACCAAAAGCGAUGGAACAACGCCAACGACGAGACCAAGAAGCUUUACUGCGUCUACGUCGCCGUCGGUCAGAAGCGUUCCACCGUCGCUCAGCUCGUCAAGACCCUCGAGGAGAACGAUGCUAUGAAGUAUAGCAUUAUCGUCGCUGCCACCGCCUCUGAGGCUGCGCCCCUACAGUACAUCGCUCCUUUCACAGGCUGUUCGAUGGGUGAAUGGCAUGUCAAGUCCAGUCAAGCUCUAUUGUUCCGUGACAACGGCAAGCACGCUUUGAUCAUCUACGAUGAUCUGUCCAAGCAGGCCGUCGCCUACCGUCAAAUGUCCCUCCUGCUCCGUCGUCCCCCUGGCCGUGAGGCUUACCCCGGUGACGUUUUCUACCUCCACUCUCGUCUGCUCGAGCGUGCCGCCAAGAUGAACGACAAGCUCGGUGGUGGUUCCCUCACUGCCCUUCCCAUCAUUGAGACCCAGGGUGGUGAUGUGUCCGCGUACAUUCCUACCAACGUCAUUUCCAUCACCGACGGUCAGAUCUUCUUGGAGGCUGAGCUCUUCUACAAGGGUAUCCGUCCCGCCAUUAACGUCGGUCUUUCCGUGUCCCGUGUCGGUUCUGCUGCCCAGCUCAAGGCCAUGAAGCAAGUCGCUGGUUCGCUCAAGCUUUUCUUGGCACAGUACCGUGAGGUCGCUGCUUUCGCCCAGUUCGGUUCCGAUUUGGAUGCUGCCACCAAGCAGACCCUCAGCCGUGGUGAGCGUUUGACCGAGCUCCUCAAGCAGAAGCAGUACUCCCCCAUGGCCGUUAACGAGAUGGUUCCCUUGAUCUACUCCGGUGUCAACGGUAUCCUCGAUAGCGUGCCCGUCAGCAAGGUCCUUCAGUGGGAGGCUGACUUCCUUGCCCACCUCCGAUCAAACGAGUCUGAGCUCCUUGCUCAGAUCGACCGGGAAGGUGCGCUCAGCAAGGACCUCGAGGCCAAGCUCAAGGACGUCGCCACAAGCUUCACCAAGUCUUUCACAUAA